AUGCAUGAUAAGUGGGUGCAGGGCCYUUUCCAGUGCCCUGGGUCACGCUUGUCUGCCGGCAGGGCCCAGUAUGACGCCCACGGGAAGCUGGAAGAGGGUGUGCUGCGCAAGCCCACAUGCUUGGGGAGGUUCUGUCGAGUCGCCACGCCAUUGAACAACGCACAAAAGCCAGGGUGCCUUACCAGCAGUCCCGUUAGCGACAUUCUACUCCUGUCAGGUGAUACACCCCUCUCCGGUGUUGUGAUCGCUUGUUCCGACAGCUUUGCGCUGUGGAGUUUCGGUCUGCUACAGAUGGCUGAUAUCGUCACUCCCUCGAGAUCCUGCCCAGGUGACACUGCUGUUGCUCUGAAACUAAUCCAGAACCAAAGCUGCGAGCGGAAGUCGAUUGGGGAGCUGUUGGGAACGCUAAUAAGUUUGUUGGUAUCAACAUACACCAUCAAACUGGCUGUACUACCUCCUGUCCACCUGGAGUCGUACCAGAAAUGUCCCCAUCCGUGCUAG
Ramularia collo-cygni is the source of this 501-nucleotide messenger RNA. RefSeq lists its product as uncharacterized. Bases 1 to 501 code for a protein of 166 amino acids. NCBI's taxonomy places the organism in Eukaryota, Fungi, Ascomycota, Dothideomycetes, Mycosphaerellales, Mycosphaerellaceae. The transcript has a single exon. The record is from RefSeq and is a predicted model, not a curated record.